Molecule: messenger RNA, 1447 nt
Organism: Eleginops maclovinus (Patagonian blennie)
Lineage: Eukaryota; Metazoa; Chordata; Actinopteri; Perciformes; Eleginopidae
Gene: ninj1
Product: ninjurin 1
Exons: 3
Coding region: 125-562 (145 amino acids)
Biological process (GO): tissue regeneration; cell adhesion
Cellular component (GO): membrane
Source: RefSeq, a predicted model, not a curated record
CUGCCCUCUUGUCGUCACGCUAUCCUUUAUACACUCCGUACCAGCCGACUGGAGCACCGACUCCCUUGAAGCCUACACUAAAUAUAAACCAAGCUUUUGUGGAUAUAAGUGGGUUAUUAAGAAAAUGGCUACGGAUAACUAUGAAAUGAACGGUGAUGCCGAUCGAAACGGAGAGGCGGAGGUCCCGCUGCGAGACCAAGGGAGGAGGCUACAGGGGCCUCUGAACAUGAACCAUUAUGCCAAUAAGAAGAGCGCGGCAGAGAGCAUGCUGGAUGUAGCUCUACUGAUGGCUAACGCCUCACAGCUGAAGGCUGUGCUGGAGCAAGGACCCGUCUUCACCUUCUAUGCCCCCCUUAUUACUCUCAUUAGCAUCUCCCUCAUCCUACAAAUAAUAGUGGGUGUUUUGCUCCUCUUCAUAGUUAAGUGGAACCUGAAUGAUCAAAGCAUGCACUACAAGCUGAACAUCUUGGAGAAUGUUACCACAACCUUUGUCUUUCUCAUAGUCGUGGUUAACGUCUUCAUCACAGCCUUUGGUGUACAGCGGCCCAACCCGAGUUCUUGAUCACCCUUUACACAACUCUACAUGCCUGCUGAUCAACUAUGUAAAGAAGAACUUCCACAUUAUUCGUACAAAUAUGCAGAAUAUCUAUUCCCCAAACUAAGUGGCAUUGCACAUGCACUUCUAUUUUUGUUGAAGUCCUAGGCAUGAGGCUGUGUGUGUGUGUGUGUGUGUGUGUGUGUGUGUGUGUGUGUGUGUGUGUGUGUGUGUGUGUGUGUGUGUGUGUGUGUGUGUGUGUGUGUGUGUGUGUGUGCGUUUGUUUGUGUUCCCUUCCCUUUCUCUGACUUUGGACAAAUGUUCGGUCUGUUUUUAUUUCAUGUGGCUAUCGAUGUGUUUAAUUACCUCAUCAUGCUCAGGUUGCUAAUGCAAAUAAACAACUGCCUUUACCUAUAAAAAAAAAAACAUCAGGAGCCAAAAAGUGCAUGCUACCCUUAUUUUUAAAAUGUGUCAGUAUCUGUCAGUCUAAACCAUAAGGAAUGCCAGCAGAUUACAAAAUAAAUAAAGAAUAGAAUCACAAUAGCAUAAUCCAAAAGACAUCCUUAAUAGUAAAUGCAUCAUGGACCAUGCUGUUCAUGAGGCAUUACAUGAUAUAAAAGCUUUAUUACUUUUUUUAUUUACAUUUUUAAAGUUUACACUAUCAUAAACCUCAACCAAUCAAAUGAAGUGGACCUUACAUACUCUGUUUUGUGUGCUGUUCAAAGCCUUUUGUGUGUUGUCUUGUAUAUGUUAGUUCAAAACAUUCAAUUACUGCAGUAUAUAGUGUAUGCGGUUACUUUUAGGCAUUUUUUAAUCACUUUUUUAAAUGACCAUAUAUUUCCAAAGCUUUACAUGACCUUGUAUUACACACUGUGACUUACAUUUUAUAAAUAAAACUUCAGAACAUUAUAA